UGGGGCCCACCUGGCUUCAUGACGGGAGUGGCGUUGCCUGUUUAAGAGGACAGGUGUAGUGUCUCCUCGCCCUAGGAAUAGAACCGGUUUGUUUUCUUAGAGCUGCCGCCCUGUUGAAUUGAAGAGACCGGAAACCUGCGACACACAAAAUAGAGACACCGUUCACAGGCAGCUGACCUGCCUUCAAAUACAAGACACGGAUUGUGAAAUUCAGAUAUACACCCUGCCUGCGAAUUACCUACAAACACACACAUACAGAGUGGAGACUACGCUAAAAAUCAAAAACAGUGGCACUCCCCACAGUGACAGAAUGCUCCGAGGAGAAGAGCUUCCACACUCUUCCUCUCCUCUGCUGUCCUGGUGAAAUGCAUCUUUUUCCAGUCGAUGCAGAAUGAUGUGACUGGCACAGAGAUGACAGCCCUCCUCCUCCUCCCUGCCUUCGCUCUAAUCAGCGCUGUCUCCUCUCAGUUUGCGGUGGAUAUCUCGGUCUCCUCGGAGGUUGUCCAGGUCCGGACGGGGCAGGUUUCCCUCCUGGCUGUGAAGACCCUGUCCCUCUCCGAGGUGCUCACUGUGUCCUGGGCCUCCCCAUCGGGACAGACCCUGGGGGUGUGGGUCGGGGGGCAGGUGGGCCCGGUUCUGAACGAGAUCGAGCAGUACCACGGCCGGCUCAACAUCGCAGGGGAUUUCUCGCUGCGGCUGAAGGACUCUGCGAGAGCCGACGAGGGGGGGUACACCAUCACCGUGGACCCCAAAGCCAGCACCGGAGUGACCAAGAACAGCAGGGUAAUCCGAUUGGAGGUGUUCGAUCCCAUCCAGGACGUCUCUAUUUCCUCCCCCUCUCCGAUCCUCCAAGGGGACAACGUCACUCUCACCUGCCGCUGGACCCAGGGGACGAAGCCUCAGGUGACCUGGGGACUGGGUGGGGUCGGGCUGACCUCCGACCCCCACGUGGCGAUCUCUGGCAGCGUCCUGAGGAUCGCCAGGGUUGGUCGAGAAGACGCCGGGAACUACACAUGCAGAGUGACCAACGCUGUGAGCGCAGGAGCUGGCUGGACCACCCUCGACGUCAGCUACGGGCCAGACCUCCCAUCGGUCAGCCGGGUGCUCCACUCGGACUGCGUGAGCAGGGAUGACGUCGUGGAAGGCAGAGCUGUCAGCUUGUCGUGCGGCUCCGACUCCAACCCUCCGGCCCGCUUCUCCUGGGCGCUGGACGGCCGCCCCGUCUCCUCGGGGAACGCCACGUUGUUCAUCGCAGCGGUGUCCCGGGAGCAGGGGGGGCGCUACACCUGCACCGCCUCCAACGCAGUCACGGGGGGGUCGGCCAGCGCCUCCACGGCAUUCAACGUCGUCGGGCACUGUCUCAGCGGUGGCGCCAUAGCAGGGAUUGUGAUAGGCUCUGUCGCCGGACUGUUCCUGCUUCUCCUGCUGGUCCUUCUGCUGCUGAGGUGGAGAAAAGGAGACCACUGGCUGAAGGAGAAACUUAAACGAACAAAACCCAACCCACCCUUGACUCCGCUCCCCAGGCCUCAGCCUCACGGCAGUGCGAUCACGCCUCCUCUCCCCCCUCCGGUUCUCACAAGCUCAGAGGCGCCCCCUGUGACAGGCCCACCUUACAGGAGCCCUUGGUCCCAGCACCAUCGGGGUGUUCACGAGCCCCCUCCCCCGGGUCACCGGACCGCUCGGAGCUCAGCGGCGCCCCGUGUGGACCACACCCCUUCCUACAGACCCCCCAGAUCCCAUCAUCGUCGCGGUGUGAACGACCCCCCCACCCCUCCCCCUGUUCACAGGACCGCUCGGAGCUCAGCGGCGCCUCCUACAGCGCUCCCCCCUUCCUACAGGAGGCCCAGGUCCCACCGUCCCCUGCAAGAGGACUUGUCCAGGCAGUUUGAACCAUGGAGCUCGAUCGACACCAACGACUCUUAUGCGCUGUUCUAGAUUUAAUAGUCACUUCUUGCAGGGUCUCUCUAACAAGAAUGCCACCACUCUGUACAGUUUUCACCUCUCAAUCAAAUACUUUUGAUUCAGU
This is a messenger RNA of Polyodon spathula (Mississippi paddlefish), 2026 nucleotides long. Its product is annotated as carcinoembryonic antigen-related cell adhesion molecule 6-like. Lineage: Eukaryota; Metazoa; Chordata; Actinopteri; Acipenseriformes; Polyodontidae. Bases 385 to 1935 code for a protein of 516 amino acids. The transcript is spliced from 11 exons. The record is from RefSeq and is a predicted model, not a curated record.